GAGGAUCACAUCGUUUAUAGUGGAAGUAGUCUACACUGGCCCCACCAGGACGGGGUUUUUUUUCCAUACGUGCACGAAAUGAAAUCUCUUUCGAAUAGACGACUAUAGUUCAAAGACACUGCUGCUGCCAGAGAAGAGGCAUUUUUCUUUUCUUCUUCUUCUUCAACUGGACCAUUGUCCUCAGGCAGCUGCUCUUUCAAUGUGGGAUACAGUUUUGGUUCUCUCGCCAGGCUGAAAUCCUCCAGGGUUAGGACCUCCCUCAUGGCAGCUUUGCUCUUCGGGCUGCUGCUUUUUGCAAUGCAGUCCCCCCCUAUCCCCUCCAGACCGACGGCUGAUAGAGGGUCCUCGUCCCUUCCCACCACGUCCCCUGUGGCUCCCAGUGACCAUGGGGCCACCAGCCACCCAAAUGGGACCCUUCAGCAGCUCCCCAAGAUUAUAAUCAUUGGGGUGAGGAAGGGUGGGACGCGGGCGCUCAUUGAGAUGCUCAGCCUCCACAGCGCGGUGGCCGCAGCUGAGAAUGAAGUGCACUUCUUUGACUGGGAGAGCCAUUUCCAGAAAGGGUUGCCCUGGUAUCUUAGCCAGAUGCCUUACUCCUUCCCAGACCAGUUGACGGUGGAGAAGACCCCUGCUUACUUCACCUCCAGCAAAGUUCCCAAGCGCAUCUACCGGAUGAACCCAGAUAUCAAGCUGCUGCUCAUACUAAGAGACCCCACGGAGCGGGUGCUGUCGGACUACACUCAGGUUUUCUACAACCGCCUCCAGAAGCACAAGCACUACCAGCCCAUUGAGUCAGUGCUGGUGAAGGAUGGAGAGAUCAACCUGGGAUACAAAGCUCUCAACCGCAGCCUGUACUACAUGCACAUGCAGAACUGGCUACGAUAUUUUCCGUUGGAGAGCAUCCACAUGGUGGAUGGAGAUGAACUGAUCAGGGACCCCUUACCCGAGAUGAAGAGAGUGGAGAGGUUUCUGAAUCUGGAACCACAGAUAAAUGCCUCCAACUUUUACUUUAACAAGACCAAGGGAUUCUACUGUUUGAGAGACCAUGGGCGAGAACGCUGUUUACACGAUUCAAAAGGCAGGGCUCACCCUCACGUCGCCCCCACCAUCCUCCAAAAACUCUACCAGUUUUUUCAUGAACCCAACAAGAAGUUCUUUGAGUUGGUGGGUCGAACAUUCAACUGGAACUGAGAUAAUGUGACUUAAUAUCUGUUUAUAAUUUUACUUAAUGUAUCACAGCCUUGUUUGAGUUGGGUUCAUGAUCCACAGCGGUCCGUCCAGCUUUCCAUACUAACACUCCGGAGAAAGAGACAAGAGCGUUGCUAGAUAAAUUUAAUGCUAAAUCUAUUUUUGUAUCAGUGAAGCUGUCGCAGUAUUACAAUCGGGCCAAAUGUAAGGGGAGAUUUUGAAAUCUUGGUUAGUGACUGGUUAGUGGUCCGUGUCUUAACAAGUUCGUGUUUUCUCUUUCAUUCGGUGUGUCGUCUGGAAUACUGUUGCAAGCACGAACGGAUGUUACCCUGGCAGUCAGCCUAAAGCCGACUAAGUAUAAAUUAUUGUGACGCAGACGGGUUAGACAGUGUAAUUUAGUGUGUCAUGAACAGUUAAGUAAUGAUCAGUCACUUUUUCUUCUUUCUUUCUCUGCAUAUGAAACUUAUUCACAUUUAACUGCAUUUGGUGUUCUGAAGGACCUUUAACCUGCUGCUGGUUUUUCUUUGUCACUUUUGGUCACACGCCAUACUGAACAUAUUUGUCCUUUUUGUUAUUCAAAUGACUCUUUAUGCAAAGAAGUAUUAUAUCCAUGCUAUGUACACAUCAUGUAUU
Lampris incognitus (smalleye Pacific opah) is the source of this 1818-nucleotide messenger RNA. RefSeq names its product heparan sulfate (glucosamine) 3-O-sulfotransferase 1 (gene hs3st1). The record is from RefSeq and is a predicted model, not a curated record. Lineage: Eukaryota; Metazoa; Chordata; Actinopteri; Lampriformes; Lampridae. The transcript is spliced from 2 exons. Bases 262 to 1188 code for a protein of 308 amino acids. Gene Ontology annotation, molecular function: [heparan sulfate]-glucosamine 3-sulfotransferase activity.